Molecule: messenger RNA, 1935 nt
Organism: Chelmon rostratus (copperband butterflyfish)
Lineage: Eukaryota; Metazoa; Chordata; Actinopteri; Chaetodontiformes; Chaetodontidae
Gene: faim2b
Product: Fas apoptotic inhibitory molecule 2b
Exons: 12
Coding region: 158-925 (255 amino acids)
Biological process (GO): negative regulation of apoptotic signaling pathway
Cellular component (GO): Golgi apparatus; membrane; endoplasmic reticulum
Source: RefSeq, a predicted model, not a curated record
CUCUACAGACAACAUAUUCGCCCGCAGUGUUCCCGACCACACAAACCACAUUGAGAGCUGAGAUUUUCCAUGUUUUGGAUUUAAAAGACCACAGUCUGUGACUUCAGAAUAGUCUUCAGCAGCAGCAGCAACACAAAGGUGCAAAAAGGGGGAAGUCAUGAAAAAGGGAAAGCAGGUGAACAACGACAAUGAGCCCCCCACUUAUCAGGAGGCGACUGCAGGCUACGAUGAGAUGGAGGCCCAGUUCGCCUGGGACGACAUGACCAUCAGGCGGACCUUCAUCAGGAAGGUCUAUGCCAUUCUCAUGGUGCAGCUGUUCGUCACAGUGGCCAUCGUCGCUCUCUUCUCAUUCUGUGCACCUGUGAGGUUUUUUAUUCAGACUCACCCAAGCUUGUACAUGGCAUCUUAUCUUAUGUUCUUUGUCACCUACAUUGCACUGUCCUGCUGUGGAGAUCUAAGGAGGCAGUUUCCUUGGAAUAUCAUUUUGUUAGUUCUCUUUACUUUGAGCAUGGCCUUCAUGAUGGGAUUCGUGUCGAGCUUUUACAACACCAAAUCAGUGGUUCUGUGUCUGGGGAUCACAGCUGUGGUGUGUCUGUCUGUCACCAUCUUCAGCUUCCAGAGCAAGAUUGAUGUCACAUCCUGUCAGGGCGUCCUGUUUUCUUUGUGCAUGGUCAUGCUUCUGUGCGCCAUCACCAUCUCCAUCGUCGUCCCUUUCGGAUACGUCCCCUGGUUACACGCCAUUUAUGCCGUGGGAGGAGCCAUCCUCUUUACUCUGUUCCUGGCAUUCGACACUCAGUUGCUGUUAGGAAACAAGCGCUACACGAUAAGUCCAGAGGAAUAUGUUUUUGCCACCCUCAGCAUCUACCUGGACAUCAUCUACCUGUUCAGCUUCCUGCUGCAGAUCAUGGGAGGAGGCCGCGAGUAAAGCGCCGCUUUUUCCAGCAUGUAUCUGUCUCUCUGCUGCACUAUUUAUACUCUUCACAAACCCGAUGACCAUCCUGGAUUUGUUAUCCUGGUGAACAAAAUGACAUCAGGGCUUUGAUGAAUCACUAGUUUCGUUCAUACAUGCGUCAAAAACUAUGUAAGCAAAGUGAGAGCAAUCUGCUCGUUCUUUGCUUUCAGUUAUGUGAUCUUGUCUACACAACCCUGCAGCUGGUUUUGUCACUAUGCACUGACGUAGCCGCCACCUGCCUGAUACCUCACUGUAGUUGUUCACUGUACUCUGGCCAUUCCUGUCUGUCUGUUUUUGCAUUGCUCUGAGGUCAACUGUGACGCCUCCACUCUAAAGUGUGUGUUUAAACAGCCAUUAGGCUCAUAAGUGGACAAAACACCCCCCCCCAAAAAAAACCAAAACAACAAAAAACCCAAAGCUGAGUAUGAUCAGUUUCAUGCAUUAUUUUGUUUAUCCUUCAUUCAGCCAAGAAGGGAAGAUUCAGGAUAUCAGCACUUUGUGUUUGCUUUAAUGAUGAACAAGCUAUGUACAGUAGAUGCAGUCUGUUUUAUACUUGCUUUUAACAUAUCGUCAUAGGUGACAAAUUUAAUGUUUUACUGUAUGUGUGUAAGAUAUUUUCAUAUUAACAGCUCAGUUUGAGCGUGGAUGUUUUGUUUGAGGGGAAUUACUGAAUGAGUGAAACCUGAAGAAGAGGAUUCAACGAGCAUCCUUUGAACUGAGACACACCUACCACAAAGGGACAACAUAUAGUACAUACUUCAGAGAUCAGUUGCAAUUUCUAUUGUAACUUUAAUGUGGCCUUUGGGAUGCGAUAGAAAAUUAUUAUUAUUGUUCUUAUUAUUAUUAUCAUUAUUAGAAAUGUUUUAACUGUAUAAUGAAAAAAAACAAGAUUUGUUCGUAUGUUUUUCUAAGGACAUAAGCUAUGUCCAUUUUAUUCUGACAUCAUUCAAAUAAAACUGACACAUGGAAACUACUGUGUCUGG